AUGCGAAGACUGCAACGCCACUGGUACGAGGAUGACCUGUUGGACCCGGUCACCAGAAAGCGUAAGCAAGUUACGAUUGAAGAAAUCGCAGAAGCCAGUGCCAUCAUCGAAGCUAUCUUCACAAAGACUGAAGAAAUAUCAGGUCUUGAAAUCGACCUCAUCACCAGCCCAUACGAUUCUGUUGCUCACACUGCUCCAACUCCAAUCAAGAAGAAGGUCCCCGAAGAAGAGAAGCCUGCUGAGGAGAAACCAGCAGAAGAACAGAAGCCUGCUGAGGAACAGAAGCCUGCUGAGGAAAUGAAACCUGCAGAGGAAGUGAAGCCACUGGUAGACCGCACAACUGUCGAGCGUCACCCGCAACGACAAGGUUACUAUUCGAAAAGCACUUCGGCACCCCUGGAACGCCAGGCCCACACCCAAGCCUACUCUUCCACAAAGACUGCAAGAACUACCCAGUCUUAG
Messenger RNA from Ostertagia ostertagi, 462 nucleotides. NCBI's taxonomy places the organism in Eukaryota, Metazoa, Nematoda, Chromadorea, Rhabditida, Trichostrongylidae. The record is from the annotation of a GenBank genome assembly.